UCACUCCCUUGUGUCCUAGGAAGAUAAGUCCCUUUUACAUGCCUCAAACCAAAAAGGACACAUCAAUGAAGGAAAACAAAGGUCUUAGAUUAUUGCUUAUCCCUUUACCACUACAAGGACACAUAAAUCCAAUGCUUCAACUUGCACAAAUCCUUCACUCAAAUGGUUUUUCCAUAACCAUCAUUCACACAAGUUUCAACUCUCUUAACCCUUCAAAUUAUCCUCACUUCAAUUUCUAUUGUAUACAAGAUGGUAUGUCACAAAAUGAAUAUUCCUCUAGUCUAUUGAAUUUUGUAAUUGAACUUAACACUAGAUGUGUGGACCCUUUCAAGGAGUGCUUAGGAAAAUUAAUGUGUGAUGUAUCUAAGGAACCUAUUGCUUGCUUAAUAUCAGAUGUUAUGUGUUAUUUCACUCAAGAUGUUGCUACUAACUUUCAGCUUCCAAGGAUUGUAUUGAGAACUGGUGGUGUAUGUUCCUUUGUUGCAUUUGCUGCAUUUCCAUUUUUAAUAGAAAAAGGGUAUUUACCUAUACAAGAAUCUAAAUUGGAGGAGGAAGUGACAGAGCUACCACCACUAAGAGUGAAAGACUUACCUAUGAUCAACACAAAGGAACCAGAGAAAUAUUACGAAUUAAUAUGCAAUUUUGUCAACAAAACCAAAGCUUCAUUAGGAGUGAUUUGGAACACAUUUGAAGACUUGGAAUCAUCAUCACUUUCAACACUAAGCCAACAAUUUUCAAUACCAAUGUUCCCAAUAGGCCCUUUUCACAAGCAUUUCCCUAUCAACAAUGCCUCUUCUUCAAGCAGCUUAAUAUCACAAGACCAAAAUUGUAUUUCAUGGUUAAACAAUCACAAACCAAAAUCUGUGGUCUAUGUGAGUUUUGGUAGUGUGGCUUCAAUAACCGCCAAAGAGUUUUUGGAGAUAGCUUGGGGUUUAGUCAACAGUAAUUAUCCAUUUUUGUGGGUAGUUCGACCGGGACUAAUCCUCGGCCAUGAGUGGAUCGAGCUGUUGCCGAAUGGAUUCAUUGAGAAUUUAGAAGGUAGAGGCUAUAUAGUAAAAUGGGCACCACAACUAGAAAUUCUAGCUCAUCAAGCUAUUGGUUCAUUUUGGACACAUAAUGGUUGGAAUUCAACUUUGGAGAGUAUUUGUGAAGGGGUUCCUAUGAUAUGUAUGCCUUGUUUCACUGACCAAAAGGUGAAUGCUAGGUAUGUGAGUCAUGUUUGGAGGAUUGGAUUGCAAUUAGAGAAUGGAAUGGAGAGAGGGAAAAUAGAGAGGACUAUUAGAAAAUUGAUGGAAGAUAAUAUUGAAGGGAAUGAGAUUAGAGAUAGAGCUUUGGAAUUUAAGGAAGAGGCUAAGGUUUGUUUGGAACAAGGUGGUUCUUCUUGCUCUUCUUUGGAAAAAUUGGUUGCUCACAUUUUGUCAUUAAAGACAUUUACUUUUGAAGCUUCAUAGUUUGCGGGAGGAGAUUUUUUCAGCUGGAAAAUCUGUCAAGUUUAAUCUCAAUCACAUGCUUUUAUUUAUUUUUUUUGUAGUAAAUAGAUGUGUUAAUAAUAUACAUUUGAACUCUUUCUAGUAGAAUUUUCACCGGAGAGGAUUUUUAUGUUUUUUUUUUAAUAUUCUUCGUUGUUAUUUCAGUUUUUUUUAAUUGGAUUUUAAUUAAAAUUCAAUCUCCUCUAAAAAUUAUA
Trifolium pratense (red clover) is the source of this 1684-nucleotide messenger RNA. Its product is annotated as UDP-glycosyltransferase 76B1-like. The record is from RefSeq and is a predicted model, not a curated record. Gene Ontology annotation, molecular function: UDP-glycosyltransferase activity. The coding region runs from base 39 to 1451 and encodes 470 amino acids. The transcript is spliced from 3 exons. Lineage: Eukaryota; Viridiplantae; Streptophyta; Magnoliopsida; Fabales; Fabaceae.